GAAACGGUGGCGCCGGCUGCGGGAAAAUGGCUGCUCGGCCGCGGAGGCGUAUCUCUGGAAUUGCAAAGCAGCCACAGGGUGACUUCUGUGAUGGGGCUAAGAAAGCGACUGAUGAACCUUCUUUUGCGACUUCCAUGGAGUGGGACACGCAGGUGGUGAAAGGGUCUUCGCCGGUCGGCCCCACAGGGCUGGGGUUGGAGAAGCUGCCGUCCCGCCCGCGGCUGCCGAGAUGGCUGCAGCCCGAGAGGUGCGCCGUGUUCCAGUGCGCGCAGUGCCACGCCGUGCUCGCUGACUCUGUGCACCUCGCCUGGGACCUGUCGCGGUCCCUCGGGGCCGUGGUCUUCUCCAGAGUCACAAAUAAUGUAGUUUUGGAGGCUCCGUUCCUAGUUGGCAUUGAAGGUUCGCUCAAAGGCAGCACUUACAACCUUUUAUUCUGUAGUUCCUGUGAGAGUCCCAUUGGUUUCCACCUAUAUUCUACCCAUGCUGCCCUGGCUGCCUUGAGAGGCCACUUCUGCCUUUCCAGUGACAAAAUGGUGUGCUACCUCUUAAAAACAAAAGCCAUAGUAAAUGCAUCUGAGGUGGAUAUCCACAUCGUCCCUCUACCAGAAAAGGUUGCAGAGCUGAAAGAGAAGAUAAUGUUAACACAUACUCGCUUAAAUUCACUCAUGAAAAUUCUGAAGGAAGUGCCUCCUGACCAGUCCAAGCUAACAAACUAAUUCAGAAUCAGAGGUUGAGUAUCAGAGGCAGGCCUUAUUGCUGUCUUCAACAACAGGUGCUGUUUGAUCACUUCUCAAGAAACAUCAACUUCAAGAAUGGAUAAGAAAUGUGGUUUAUUAUGUUUACCUCUAGACUGAUUUUCCAAGUGAUUUGUGAAGCUGUUUCUGCUACGUCACUUCAGUCGUGUCUGACUCUGUGCGACCCCAUAGACGGAAGCCCACCAAGCUCCCCUGUCCCUGGGAUUCUCAAGGCACGAACACUGGAGUGGGUUGCCAUUUCCUUCUCCAAUG
This is a messenger RNA of Bubalus bubalis (water buffalo), 1007 nucleotides long. It is a transcript of the gene OIP5, whose product is annotated as Opa interacting protein 5. NCBI's taxonomy places the organism in Eukaryota, Metazoa, Chordata, Mammalia, Artiodactyla, Bovidae. Gene Ontology annotation, biological process: chromosome segregation; CENP-A containing chromatin assembly. The record is from RefSeq and is a predicted model, not a curated record. The transcript has 5 exons. The coding region runs from base 27 to 716 and encodes 229 amino acids. Gene Ontology annotation, cellular component: chromosome, centromeric region; chromatin; nucleus.